Phytomonas sp. Hart1 is the source of this 3543-nucleotide messenger RNA. The record is from the annotation of a GenBank genome assembly. NCBI's taxonomy places the organism in Eukaryota, Euglenozoa, Kinetoplastea, Trypanosomatida, Trypanosomatidae.
AUGACCUUUUUCGUCGGGUUUGGCGGCGUCGAGGUGUUCGUGCGGGUGUUGUGCGAGCCCCCCCGCCUCUUUGAGCGGCAUAACCAUUACUACUACCCCCGCAGUGAUCUUGUGCAGAUUCUGAUGAUGGUGAUGAAAAUCCUGACGGAGGUCUUGCUCAACCAUACCGAGCUUAGCUGGGUUUUGUACGAUCGCUUUCCCGGUGUUUUCUUCCGCUUGUUGGAGCUGAUUGGCGUCCCCUCCCUCCGUCAGGCGGCCACACCGCUCUUGGAGCAUCUGAUUUCUAAUCUCGGCCCGAUCUUUGAGAUCGCGCGGACACCGCUUUUGAUCAAACUGCUUCACGCGAAGGAUGAAGGGGUGCUGGCGAGUGUGUACCGUGUGGUGGCCUUGUUGGUGGUUCCUUUUCUGGCCUUAAGUCAUUCCCCCCUCCCCUCUCGCCAUCUUCUUCACCCGGAGUCGAUGCUCCUGCUUAAACGCGUGCAAAGGGUGAUUGACAGCAAUGUACUUUGGCUGCUCGCGCAGCCAAAUUUGAUGGAUCGCCUGAUUAAACUUUGCGAGAUUCGCGUGAGUGGGAUUCGGAUGUUGAAUGGACAUUAUAUCACGCUGGUGACCCCGUACGCCGCGAAUAUGAUGCGAAAUUACCUCAACCAGGCCAAUCCCCUCCUGAACGCCUCGGAAAGUAUGCUUAUUAGCAGUAUUGAAGGGGGUUAUUUUCAGGAGGAGGAGGGAGAGAUGGGAGGGGAGGGAGGCUUUGACGGGGUGAUGGGGUCGUUCUGGCAUACGUUGGGGACAUUACCAAGCCUGGAGCCCCUCGUUCCGGGGUUUUUUAACCUGAUGGCAAACACCAACGACGUGACCGACAUUUUUGAGAAUGUCAAUAAUGUUAUCUCUGGGGGAAUGCUAGGGUUUUUCGAUCAAUCCGUCGAGGAAACGAUCCAAACAUCGAAUCCAAUCCCAGAGGAUGCUUUUCGUGUGGAUUUUAGCUGGUUUUUAGGGGUUAGUGAUGCCCGUCAGCGCUGGCGUUUGCAGGACCUCACGUUGACGAUGGCGGAGGACGAUACGCGGCCACAGCUUUAUUACGGCUACGGUGAUAGCGAAACCGUUCAGCGAUUUUAUUUGAACAAUCAGGCGGUGAUUAAUUGGAUCGCCGCCAAGCCUUCGCUAACACGUGAGGUGAAUGAAUACUUAAGACUAAUGACUUUGCGUAGUGUGGUGGAAUCGCAGAGCGAGAUUCUAUUUGUUCUGAAUGUCAUGCUUUCGACGUUUUCCUUUAGUGAUGCGUGGACGAAAAUAAAAGAUUGCCGUUGGAUCCCCCGUGCGGAUCGGAUAUACGACACCGCGUUUUUUUUAAACGAGGAAUUAGCCCCUUUAGUGGAACUUCCCCAACACGUAGAAUUGCCCGAUUGGCUGCGUAAAUUACCUCGUUUUCAGCCCUCCCCCCCUCCCUUUUCGGACGAGUCCGCUAAGGAGGGGGAGGAAUCUGAAAAAGACCCAAAUCGAAAGAAAAAGGAGAACUUCAGGGCGUUGAGUUCUUUGAAUACCUCCGAUUUGUACCCCGCUCAUUGGAAGCUUCGACCUUUUCACGCGUUCUUCAACUCAGAACGGGAGGCUUACGCGAAGGAUUUCAGCGCGAGCAUGCUCCACGACCAGGAUGACUUCUGUGAGGAUAAACAUCACUACCAGCAUGGGGCCGAUACGAUACGAAAGCUAGAGCUUAUUCACUGCAUUCACGAGUUUUGGAAUAUGCAGGAUCGGCAGGAAUGCACGCUUUUGCAUAGCGAGGACAUCCCCCAAUAUGCGAAAUCCAUUGCGGCGAAGAUGGCUCGUAGUCUGGCUUCUGGUAAGGAGGAAAGCUGCGUGGAGGCGGCGCUUUCUCACACGUUGGAAGGCUAUUUACGGUGCUUUUCCUUUCCGUAUGGGAUCAACCGAAAUGCACUGAAUUCCCCCCAAACCCUUCUCGGUGCGAUCCUUCUGCGUUCAAUUUUAGAGCAUCGGAUCUACAACACCACCCGCCUUCCAGGUUAUAUGGGUUCUUUAAAACCGCUUAAGCGAUUCGAGGCGAUUUUUUCGUUAACCGCGGAACUCGUGCGGUACCAUUUUAGAAAUCUUCGUUUGUUAGUGGCGUACGUGUCUGGGGAAAACUCACUGAUUCAUCUGAACGAUCCGAAAAUGACUCGCAGGUCCCCGCACAUCAUCUUCCACUUUGUGAAUACUACUAACAACAAUGACAAUAAUGACGGCGAGGAUGGAAACCACGAUGCUCGUUAUUAUAAACCGUAUGUUGAGUUUCUCGAAAGUCCGCCUUUAGAGCGAUGUGAGUUUGAGCCCUUUGGUUGCAUUCUUCUCAGUCGUUUAUUUCGUUUUGGCUGUGAGGCCAAUCUAUUCAUUCGUGCGAUCAUGCUUUCCAUCACACCCGGCUUACGCUCCUCGCAAAACUACAUCGCGAAGGCUUUUCCUAAUAUUGAGGAUACACAGCCCACGGUGUUGCCGGUUCGAGCUUAUAACCAUGUGGGCGAUCCUUUUACGGCCUAUCCGAUGCGCCUGGCGUAUAUUCGACAAGUUUCUCGAAAGUAUGUCCUUUCGAUUAAUAAAGUCUUAUCUAAAACUAGAGCGAUUCAGUCUUUAUCUUCUACGUUAAAAGGGAAGGAAAAUCUACAAGGCGAUGGAAGCGAUUUGACAUCAAUUCCGAAUUUACUGAUUUCUCUGCUUGACGAGCUCUUGAACGCGCCGCAUCGUUUGGCGUUAAAAGAACGCCCCUUUCCAAAUUUGUUCAGUGAAGAUGAUCGUCGUUUUCUCCGCGGCGAAAAUAUUGAUAACAAUAAUUCACCUAACGUGGAAGGGAAUAGCGAAAAUCAUAUUAUUUUCGGUCCGCCGCCGCACUGGAGGCUGCCGUUAUUCUCGGAGGAUGAUUUUUCUGACGCGAGGGACUUGCGUGAACUCAAUCCAUUGGAUGCUUGUCUAUUUGCUCAACCUUAUAAGCUUCUUUUUAGUAUUCUCUCCCCUCUUAACGCGGAGUUAAUGAUGAGUACGACCCGAUUAUGCGCGAUUACCACUGUUCUUCUUCUUUUUCUUCGUGAGGCCCACCUCCAAUGUCGGAUUUCCGCCAUUGAUGAUAUUCUACAUCGUCUACGGCCUCUGGCCGAGCGUCGAUAUCGUAAAUGGCAGCGAAAAUCCCGACGGGAAAAGGCUCGACACGAUCAAUCGCCAAAAGAUUCGUUGAAAAAUGUUCAAAAGGCCCAUUCGCUUUGCACGGAAUGUGAAAGCACACGCUCCAUGGGAGGAGGGGGCCGAUGCUCCACAUUUUUAGCCUUUGGUGAGUGUUUUCCCCUGAACGAGGCGCGGCUUUAUUAUUUAUGCUGUGGAGGAUGCUUUUAUCGUAAUUUCUUCCGGCUGCUUUGCGUGUGGACAGGGCACUACGCGACCUGCCAGAACUACCUCGAGACCUUAUAUUUUUCCACAGAGGUGGCGUUUGCGGAGUAUAAGACGGUUCUUCUUUACCUAUUGAGGGUGUUGCCGAACUAUUUCUUCCCGUCGAUGAAUUAG